CGGAAAGUGAAACCUACUGGUCCUAUGAGGACUCGACCUAUCGACCGGAAACUGAACCGGUUGAGACCCCUUAUGAAGGGGAUGAUGACGAUGUAAGUGAUGAGGAGGAAAAUGGCUCCUUAGCACGGAUCGAAACACUACUCCAACAAUACCACCGGGAGCGUGAAGAGAGGAGGCAACGCCGAAGACGCCGAGCGGGGCAGCCUUCGGGCAUGGCUUCAAGAGGAGGAAGUCAUGGUACAUCUAGAGUCCAUGUGGAACCACAUGGAGGCCAAAAUGAUGGAGGUCAAACCAUAAGGAUCUCCAAAUUUAUCAAGGAAGCAAGAGAUUUGGGGUGCAAACCCUUUGAUGGAGCAGGGGACAUUUCAGUUGCAGCACAAUGGAUCAAGAGACUAAAUGAAGCAGCCCUUGACAUGCAAAUCGCGCCGAAUCUCAAACUGAGAAUUGCGGUAAGAUUGCUCGAGGGGAUGGCAUCCAAGUGGUGGGAUGGAACCAAGAGCAAGUACGGUGAGACCGUCGUUUGGGAAGACUUCCAACGGGAGUUCUUUGCCCAAUAUUAUUCUGAUUUUGAAGUGAACAAGAAGGUGAGGGAAUACACCCUCCUAACCCAAGGGGGUAACAUGACAGUGAAGGAACUUGAGUACAAGUUCCGGGAUCUCGCCGACUACAUACCGGAGUAUGCUUGCGAUGAGAACCGAAUGGUAAACCACUUUUGGGAUGCUCUUGACUUGGAGAUACGUGAUAGGGCAACACAAUUGCCUAAUAUGACUUUCGCCCAAGUGGUUGACCAAGCGUUGAAGGGGGAGAAACAGUGGGAGGAGAGGAAGAAGAGAGACGCCGAGGAGGCGAAAAAGAGAAAGUGGGAGAGUCAUGGCUCCCAAGGUUCCAACAAAAAGGGGAACCAUGGAGGAGGGUCUUUCCGGGCACCGCCGCCACCGUCUAGGGGGAACCAAGGCCCGAGUGGGCAAGGCGUGAGGUCACAAACCUCAGUGGUAACUCGUUGCAACAAUUGCAAGAAGCACCACUCCGGUAAAUGUCGCGACCCCCCUAGAUGUUUUCAAUGUGGGGAUGCCGGACAUUUGAAGGCGCAUUGCCCACAACUGGGCGGGGCAAGGACAUCGGGACCAAGUAGUGGCCCGACGGGUACACGGAAUCAGACCGGGGCUUCUCAAGCAAGCAGGGGACAAGGGGGAGCAAGCGCGAGCAAUGCGCCAUCCGUGAAUCAAGGAAGGACUCAAGCUAGAGUCUAUGCGAUGACGGAGGCGGAUGCUCGAGCGAACCCAGAUUCCGUUGCAGGUAAUUAUCUCAUUAAAGUGGGGUAUUUUAGCCUUAUUUAAGGUGUAUUUGAUUUUGGAGUAAGGCCCGGCCACCGUAGGAGCAAAACCGGGCAUUCCGAGUCACGAAAACGAAGUAAUGUCGAGGUACUCGCCC
Molecule: messenger RNA, 1431 nt
Organism: Cuscuta epithymum
Lineage: Eukaryota; Viridiplantae; Streptophyta; Magnoliopsida; Solanales; Convolvulaceae
Source: the annotation of a GenBank genome assembly